This is a messenger RNA of Plasmodium gallinaceum, 792 nucleotides long. RefSeq names its product conserved Plasmodium protein, unknown function. The record is from RefSeq and is a predicted model, not a curated record. NCBI's taxonomy places the organism in Eukaryota, Apicomplexa, Aconoidasida, Haemosporida, Plasmodiidae. Bases 1 to 792 code for a protein of 263 amino acids. The transcript is spliced from 4 exons.
AUGAAUAGUGAAACGAAAAUGGAUAAUACUAAUAUGAUAAAUAAACUCAAUAAAGAAAAACAUGAAGAAAUUAUAGAAUGUUUAAAAAAUAAAGAUUUAGGUAAAAAUGUUUUUGAAACCUUAGAAAACUUUUUUUUGGAAGAAAAAGAAAACAACAAAAAUAAUUAUAAAGAAUUAUAUCAUCUUAUAAACAAAAUAAAAACAGAUUUUGAUGAUAAAAUUAAUUCUCUAAAAGAUAAUACUCACGAAAAUUUUGAAGAAUUGAAAUAUUAUAUGGAUGAAUUAAAUAAAAACAAUAAAGAGAAUACUUUAGAUAGUAAUUCUUUCAAAGAUGAUAUUGAUUUUAUAAAAGAUGAUUUACUAAAUUUAAAAAAACAAAAAGAUGAAAAUAUAAAUCUAAUAAAAUCUAGCACAAGAACAUACUUUGACAAAAUAAAAAGUAUGUUAAAUAUUAUGAAUAUAAAUAUUGAAAAUGUAAAAGAAGAAAUCACUAAAUACAAAGAAAAUAAUGAAAUUGAAAAUAAAAAAAAAUAUAUUGAAAUUCUUCAAUUAAUAAAUGAUGAAAACGAAAUUUUAAAUAAAAGAAGAGAAGAAUCUGUUAAUUAUAUAAACGAAGAAAUAAAGCAAGUUAAAGAAUAUAUUAAUGGUUUUAAAGAAAGUCUAGAAAAACAUAUAAAAAAUAUAGAAUAUAAAAUAGAAAUAAAUAAAAAGGAAAUAGAUGAAAAAAUAAAUACUAUAUCAAAAAAUCAAAAAAAAUUUUUAGAAGAUUUUUAUCCUUCUUAUAAAAAUUAA